AGUGUCGACGCUGACAUCACUGCCGACGUGUUCGGUUAGUGACAGGAACACAGAAGCAAGAAGAGACAGGGCUGGAGUUUUCCCUAUUAAAAAGCGAUCUAGGAAGUUCGGUGGUUCUGCUAUAUUUGCAGCACAAUGUUGCCGACCACCACCUACUCGCCCCUACACCAGGACAACGGCAGUCGGGACGCCCGGGACGCCGCGCGCCACACGGCGGGCGCUAAGCGCUAUAAGUACCUGCGGCGUCUGUUCCGCUUCCGGCAGAUGGAUUUCGAGUUCGCCGGCUGGCAGAUGCUCUACCUGUUCACCUCCCCACAGAGGGUCUACCGAAACUUCCACUACAGGAAACAGACCAAGGACCAGUGGGCCCGCGACGACCCCGCCUUCCUGGUUCUUCUCAGCAUAUGGCUGUGCGUGUCCACCGUGGGCUUCGGCUUCGUGCUGGACAUGGGCUUCCUGGAGACGCUGAAGCUGCUGCUCUGGGUGGUGUUCAUCGACUGCGUCGGCGUGGGGCUGCUCAUCUCCACCCUCAUGUGGGUGGUAACGAAUAAAUACCUGAUGAAGCACCCGACUAAGGACUACGAUGUGGAGUGGGGCUACGCCUUUGAUGUGCACCUCAACGCCUUCUACCCCCUGCUGGUCAUCCUGCACUUCCUGCAGCUCUUCUUCAUCAACCACAUAGUGGCCAUAAACUCUGACUGGUUCCUGGGGUACUUUGUGGGGAACACAAUAUGGCUGAUAGCCAUCGGCUACUACGUCUACAUCACCUUCCUGGGCUACAAUGCACUGCCCUUCCUGAAGAACACAGUGGUGCUCCUGUACCCGUUCGCCCUGCUGGCUCUGCUCUACGUCCUCUCGCUCUGCCUGGGCUGGAAUUUCACACGCGGCCUUUGCUGGUUCUACAAGUAUCGCGUGCAGUAGAGGACUGGACCGGACCGGACACCGCGUGCAGUAGAGGGACCGUCGCCCACGGACCGGACCGGACCGGACCGGACCCUUCCGCAGAACUCUGGCGCUGAGGUCCGCUGGACCGUGCCUGCUGUGUGUUUUUGGAGAGCUGGGGUUGGUUUGUUGUUUUUUGUUUUUCCCUUUCCCUUUUGUACAUACAUGCUUGUACAUAACAGUCUCACUGUAGAUAUCAAAGCUUUGGAUUGCUCGAAAGGUGUAUUGAUUGAAAUCUCCUCCCCCCGCCCCCCUUUUGGUUUUUCAUGUUUUUUGAUAUGAGCGAGGCUCGGAAUUCCUGCGUUUGAGAGGGAGGGGUAAGGACUGGGGGGGGGGGGGCUGAGGUGGAGGUGUCUUGGCGCAGUGCAGGAGAUCCUCUCUCUCUCUGUGUACAUUCCUGAUUCCGUCAGAGCACCUUCAAUAAAGAGCCUUUUAUUUUACCGGACCGCCCCAGAGGUGACUGCACUUGGGGGGGGGGGGGGGAUUUUAAAAUGAUAGCUCUGACAGGUUGGCAGUUGCGUGCGAUUAUGUGAUCUGUGGAAGAUGACUUUCGUAUUGUUGCAGUAUCUGUGAAACUACACUGAUGUUACAGGAUCUUCAACAGACCAGUGUGAGUACCAGGUCUGUGAAAUCCAAAAUGAGCUUUUUAUAGGACCUGUGAAGGACAGGGGAACACAGUUCCUGAUUGAGAGAACCUGUGACACAGUACCUGUGAUGUAAAUCAUCUCUCUUAAGUUUUACGUUUUCCUGUGUUUUAACCCCAAAACCUUUUUUUUUUGUUGCUCCUGAUGCCUGAAAUCUGUUCUAAGCCCUUGGGUUGUUGUCAUACACAUAUGAACCACUAGGGGUCACUAAGAGCUUAACACUGCAGACUCCUAGCAAGGGAGCCACCUAACUUGCUUGACGCGAGAGUAAAAAAAGAAGACUUAGAUUGUCAGCUGAACACCUCUGUUAUUGGAUGGUCCGCGUGGGGGGUGUGCAGGGGUGGAAAGUGAUGCAAAACUCACUAAAAUUGCAAAUUAAAAUGACAGGUUUUUACAAGGGCAGUAAAACCUGUGCUCACUGUAGUUUAAGCACAGAGCCCAACAGACAUGCAUCAUUUUUACUUUAAAAAAAAAUGCCGUGCUUACAUACGAAAUGCAAAACUUAAAUUUCCAUCUGACGUUAGAACAGUGUUCAAAUGUUUGUGAUCAUGCCUGGGUCCAACCAAUCAUGACACAGCAGCACAAAAAAAAGUCAAAAGUGGUUUCAGAACCUGUCUGGCAGUUUGUUAAAAUGAAGCUGGCAUUGGAAAAAGAAAUCAGGGGUCAUGAUCAAGGCUGCGAUGGAGAUAGAAAGAUGUACCGUUGUAUGUAGGAGGAGCCUCGCACUGAAGCAGCUCGAGGCAUCGUCCAAUCAGACACAAGCUCUGGACAGGACACUGUGGAGGAAUGAGAACCCUAGAACACAUCCAUCGCUGUACUGGAGCUGAUAACGUCUGUGGCAGGGAUCAGCAACUCACAGUCCUCGAGGGCUGGGAAUUGCUGGUUUUCCACCCUCCCAUUGCCUGGGAGUCAGGUGUGAAGACAGUCUGGCCAAUCAGUGGCACUAAUUACCCCGGGAGAAACGAAAACCAGGGCUUGGAUUUGGAUUCGUGGGCCAGAGUUGAUGAUCCCUGGUCUAUGGGGAGUGACUGCAGUCAGCCGAACAGCAUGUAGGCCUCAGUGCAGGACGGCAGCACUGGGGUGAAUACACGGUGAAUAAAGCCGUCUUGCAUGUGCACGUGUACAGUCAGUAAAGCAUGUCGAGUGUGUUGCCAGAGAAGCCCGUUUCUGCAGUAAUGCGCACACCGACCGUCUCAGACUCCGAGCUCAAAACGAAGCAAGUCACACGCUCGGCAAACCUCUGCGCUGUGGAUACAAACCUGAUCGGUCAGCUGCUGUGCCAGGGCAGCGACCUGCCGCCACUUCGGCGAGCAGAGCCGUGGCCUCAGCGCCCUCUGCUGGAGCCGUAGAGUACUGCAAGUUUACUGAACUUUCCCUAAUUCCAGGGCACAGCUCUCCUGCAACCAGACGCUUUGCAAAUGAGGACAUUGGGAUGCAGAGCUGUAAAAGAAAAUCUGUGGUAGAAUGCAGCCAAGGCAAAGCACUAAAUGAUCGCUGUCAUGCGUAUGUCGUUCGUUACACUGCAAUGUUUACUUACUGUAAUAUGUAAUAAUACAAUCAGUAAGUAAUUUUUGUGCAUACAUAAAUGAGAAAAUUACUCAUACUUUACUGAAGUAUGUUUUGAUUGAGAAGAUUUUGAUCGACAUUACUGUGUUUGCUGACAAAUUUUUCUGUAUUUGUAGGAAAUAAUCCUCAAUUAAAUCAUCUAAUGUUUCA
This is a messenger RNA of Anguilla anguilla (European eel), 3302 nucleotides long. RefSeq names its product unc-50 homolog (C. elegans) (gene unc50). The record is from RefSeq and is a predicted model, not a curated record. Gene Ontology annotation, cellular component: Golgi membrane. Lineage: Eukaryota; Metazoa; Chordata; Actinopteri; Anguilliformes; Anguillidae. The transcript is spliced from 6 exons. The coding region runs from base 136 to 921 and encodes 261 amino acids.